ACUUACGCUUUGUGAUUGGUCCGGCGGCUUCUGGGAUCUGUCAUGUGUCCCAGGUACCGCCUUACCAUUCAGAAAAAGCACCGCUUCUUGCGCAUGCGCACUUGGCAACCGGCUGUCAUGCCCAGCGUCCACACUACAGAAGCCGGGAAACACAGCGCGCCGCUGGAUAGAGGAACAGGUAAGGUCCUGCUGCAGAGCUGAGCGGCCGGCCCGGUAUUCUGACACGGUGGCGGUGGAAAUAUCAGACCAGACGGCCGCUCCAUAUUCACUCCAUAAGACGCACUGACAU
Molecule: messenger RNA, 289 nt
Organism: Staurois parvus
Lineage: Eukaryota; Metazoa; Chordata; Amphibia; Anura; Ranidae
Source: the annotation of a GenBank genome assembly